This is a messenger RNA of Branchiostoma floridae (Florida lancelet), 3289 nucleotides long. RefSeq names its product ciliogenesis-associated TTC17-interacting protein-like. The record is from RefSeq and is a predicted model, not a curated record. Bases 209 to 1294 code for a protein of 361 amino acids. Lineage: Eukaryota; Metazoa; Chordata; Leptocardii; Amphioxiformes; Branchiostomatidae. The transcript is spliced from 11 exons. Gene Ontology annotation, biological process: actin filament polymerization; cilium organization.
CACAAGACUGCGACCUUUGACCUUUGUUCUAGUCGUCGUACCCAGGGUAGUUCCCAUGGUUACAUAUUUUGGUGUCUCCGACUGAGCAGAAACUUUCUCUUUGUUUAUAUAUCAGCCGCUUGGAUAAAACAACGACAAGUUCAUACAUAUGAAGUCGACAACUCGCUGAUAUUUUUCCAUUUACCAGUGCACGUGAUCUGAUGUCAGGAUGAAUGGCUCAACAGUCCAACCAAGCCAGGACACCAUCCAGUUCCUACAGACUAUAGAGCCAGAAGACCUGUCCCUGGCCACCUUUGUAGACUCCCUGGUUACCACAUCCGACACUGGGAAGGAGCUGGGGGAGUUCACAGUCAGUAUCCAGUAUGCAAAGUACAAGGGUGAAGAUGCCUACCUGGUGCAUGCCAACAGCCAUGGAGCCAUCGAUAAUGUGCCGUGUGGCACUUCCAUCACAGCUUAUGUUUCACCAAAGCUGGAAACUUUGGAACAGCAACACCACGAGUAUGUAAAACUUGCUGAUCACCCAUUGGACAGAAAGACCUUCAUUGUUAUUCAGGACGACAAGAUGGUCAUCAACAAGGUGGUGACACAAGGAGAGGAAGUCAGCAGAGGUGCGGAGACCUUUGAUCUAUCUACCAUGAAGGGGUUCAUAUCAGAGGGAUCUAACCUGCUGUUACAGCGGAUCCUUGUUCGGAAAGGCCUCCCCACCACUCUCUCCUUCCUGUCAUUUGACUCUGAAACCAACCUUUGUACUACCACUUAUAAAUCCCUUGAAGAGAGGACGGAGACGGUAGGGAAGGAAGAGGUGGAGGUUGUCGGGAUCGAGCGCACGAUCCACUCCACUGCCGACCUCCCCACUACAUGGCAGUCCUACUUUCUUAAGGACGGACAUCUCUGCAACAGGGUGCAAGUAGGUUCCCCUGUCACCAUGAAACUCCUGAGGAUGCCUCGCAUUAUGGAGAAAGAAGAGCCCAGUGAAAAGGCAGUUUUUGAGAAGAAGAGUUUGGACAUCAACGAGGAUAUGCAGCUGUUCUCCAUGUUCCUGGAUAGAAAGGACCAGUUGAAGAAUGACCACACCAUGUACAUGAGACACCACCCCGAGCUCCAGGCCAUCCUGGCAGACUUCCUCCAGUUUCUGCUCCUCAGGAAACCAGAAGACAUCUUCCCCUUCGCUGUGGACUACUUCUCAUCCUUCUCCUCCCAGCUGCCCUCCCAUAGCCCGUACGCAAAGUCGUCAGAAAUCCCGCCCAAGCCGCAGAAAGUGGACACAAACCUACCUCCGCCACCUUACCCUUGAUAGUUUCCAAGUCGGGCCACAGCAAGUAAAUUUUAUGGAUGACAUCCUAUGCAGAGUACAAAAAUAAUGAGAUAGCGUGAAAAAAACAAGAUGAGUAAAAAAAACCAAGAUGGCUAAAUUUUCAAAGUAGACACCAUAAAUGUCGUAACAGGAUUUGAAGUUUCAAAACAUGGCAUCACAACUAACAAGGCAUUCAUUCCUGUAUCAAAGAAGUGUACUAAAUCAAUAGUGCGGUACACUGGUAUCACUUGCCAAGCUAGCAUGGCUUCCAUAUUGGUGACACUUUUACACUUUUACAACUAUCCAACAAGUUUCACUUCUGCAACAAUAGUUAUGGCUACCUCUACAAGUCACUUCUACAAGUAUUAUUAUUAGGCUACAACACAACAUGUUUGCCCAUUUUGGUCUAUCUGACCACCCCUGAAGAGGGAAAAAUUCUUCUUUUUUUUUUCUGAAAUCAGUCAAAAUAAAUGAGCGCCCUGAUGUCAUCCAUAAAGUUUACAUGCUGUGGCCUCAUGGCUGCCUCCAAGACCCGUCCCUCCAUCCUAGGACUUGCUGGGAGGGAAAAAAAUUUCUACACAUCCGUCCCAAAAAUAUGAACUUCAUGACACAAAUAUAAAGAUGUAUUUUCAGAAGUUUAAAAUGAGAGAUUUAUCCACGAAUAUUAACAACCCAAAUAAGGCACUUUUCUAUAAGCUGGAGACAGUCCUGUCAAAGUAAAGGCCAUCAACUUUUCACACAUGUACCUUUUCAUUGUACUUCAGGAAAAAGUGAACAUGCUCUUGAAAAUUUAUUACCACAGUUGCAAAUCUUUUAGCUUCUUAAGGAAAGAUAUAGGUUUGAGAUGAUAUAAAAGUUCUGUACGCCAACGUAAUUUAUAAUAGUGCUUUGCUUUUUCUUUAUUUCGAACCAUUCGACAUGAUCAUAAAAAUGUUACUUGGAGCUUAUAUGUAAGGUGAUAUAAUAUUUUGUUAUUUGUUCUGUCUCUUUACAAGAAUUCUAACAGCCCAGUGGGUUAAAUUGUUGUGGUUUAAAACAAACUAUAUUAGAAGUAUGUGACAUAAUUGUUAAAGUUAUAAAAAUUGAAGUGGUUAUGUCACCAAUGCCACAGUUCCUGACUAAAAGCAACCAUCAUGAAUAUUCAAUAAACAUUCUAUAAGCUGGAGACAGUCCUGUUCAAAGUAAAGGCCAUCAACUUUUCACACAUGUACCUUUUCAUUGUACUUCAGGAAAAAGUGAACAUGCUCUUGAAAAUUUCCUAUUCAAUAAACAUUACAUAUUUGCACAAGUCAUGUACACUCUUCUUAUACAUGUAAUAUUGAACAUUGAAUAUACAAAACAUAUUUCUAGUUCUCGUCCUCCUGGUAGUCUUGAUUUCUGCCCAUGAAGUUACAGUAAACAUGGCACGCAAUUCGGAAUCUGGUACAUUCAUUGGACUCGAGAAGCAAACAGUGCAUAAUUUACGGUUAACUUAAAUACAUAUAUAGAAUUGCUAGUUUUCUUUAUGUCUGCUUUUGAAAAUAACUUUUUUCACAAGUUCUGGUGCCAGGUUUGUGUUUUUCAUGAUGUCAGAAAUUAACUGAAUGUAUUAUUUGUAAGAUUCGAUGUUCAAUGACAUCAAAAGAGUGACUUUCUGUUUUGCACAAAUAUCUUUGAUUAUUGAGUGGUACUGUUAUGGCUGAAUGGAAUCAGGAAAUGUUGACAUUUAUGAGAUAAGGACUUUGAGCAUUGGGAAAAAAUUCAUGUGUUUGACCAGAUAUUUUACUGAUAUGUUAGUCAAGCUUUAGUUUAUGCAUGCAUGAACUAUAUUUUGCUAGACUAUGUUAAAGUUGAUAGACCUUUGACUGUACAGUAGUAACAGUACCGUGAUAUUUUUUCAUCCUAUUAAUAGUUAUAGCUUGGAAGUGUUGUUGUCUUGCAUUGACCUUAUGUCACCCCAGUUGUAGAAAUGUUGAUGUGUGAUAUAGAUCUAGAAUAAAAUAAUUGUAGUAUGUA